Messenger RNA from Diversispora eburnea, 432 nucleotides. The record is from the annotation of a GenBank genome assembly. NCBI's taxonomy places the organism in Eukaryota, Fungi, Glomeromycota, Glomeromycetes, Diversisporales, Diversisporaceae.
AAAUAUUUUGAAGAAGAAGUACUUUCCCAUCUGCAUGUUGAUGUUCCGCAAACAAUUUCUGUUCGAACCACAAGACAUGAUCAAGAUUUAGCAAGAGUUACGAUAGUAUUAGGUGCCAAUCGGGAUGGUUAUUGGAAUGGAGAAAAGUUAGUUGCUCAAUUACAUAAAGCUAUUGAUAUUUUUGAAAGAACACAUCCAAAUUGUAUUGGUAUUUGGGCAUUUGAUAAUGCAACCUCACAUACAGCUUAUUCAGCUGAUGCUUUAUUAGUGAGCAGAAUAAAUAAAGGACCAGGAGGUUCAGUACCAAAAAUGCGUAACACAAUUUGGAAUGGACAACAACAAUCAAUGAUAAUUGAAGAAGAUUUUUUCAUCACGGAUAAAAAAACAAAACAACAAAUUAAUCUUCAUGGUGAGCCUAAAGGAAUUAAAUGG